Molecule: messenger RNA, 3291 nt
Organism: Engraulis encrasicolus (European anchovy)
Lineage: Eukaryota; Metazoa; Chordata; Actinopteri; Clupeiformes; Engraulidae
Gene: pcolcea
Product: procollagen C-endopeptidase enhancer a
Exons: 10
Coding region: 208-1857 (549 amino acids)
Biological process (GO): proteolysis
Molecular function (GO): peptidase activator activity; collagen binding; protein binding
Source: RefSeq, a predicted model, not a curated record
UUUCUUUAUGCCCCUUUUCCUCCUCCUCCUUACACUCCUUCACUCCACCUCUCUCUCUCUCUCUCUCCCCCUCUAUCUGAAGUGUCUUCUUCCUCUCUUCCCUAAUCUCCUCUCUUCUGCGUUGUCGUCUCUCCCUCUCCUUCUCUCUCCCUCUCUCUUUCUCUUCUUCCUACUGUGUGUGUGUGUGUGAGUGAGAAGUUGGCCAUCAUGGAGAGGCGAGGAUGCAUGUGGACGCUGUGUCUCGUGGUACUGUUUGGAUGGGCUCAGGGGCAGAACCGCAACGACAGCUCAAGACCUACGUUUUACUGUGGAGGAAACCUGGAUGGGGACAGUGGCUUUGUGGGCAGUGAGGGCUUCCCAAACUUCUACAAGCCAGACAGCAAAUGCACCUGGUACAUCACGGUGCCAGAGGGCAACGUGGUCAUGCUGACCUUCAGGAUCUUCGACCUUGAGGCCGACUCCCAAUGUCGCUAUGAUUACCUGGACGUCUACAACGGACACUCCAACCUGAAGGAGAAGCUGGGCCGAUUCUGCGGAACGUUCCGGCCCGGCCAGCUCAUGUCCACCUCCAACACCAUGAUGCUGGACAUGGUGUCAGACUCCGGGACCGGGGGCCGGGGAUUCGUGGCCUUCUACCAGGCUGGAAAGCCCCACGCAGACGACCAGAUCUGCGGAGGGAAGUACACCAAGUCUCAGGGGACCCUGAAGACCCCCAACUGGCCCGAUAAGCACUACCCUCCUGGGGUCACCUGCUCAUGGCUCAUCACCGUAGAGCCACACAUGGCAGUGGAGGUGAACUUUGAUAAGUUCACGGUGGAGGGAGACUCGUACUGCCGCUUUGACUAUGUGGCGUUCUACAACGGAGGGGAGAGGGAGGACUCCAGACGCAUCGGGAAAUACUGUGGAGACCAGCCUCCCAAGCAGCUGGUGAGUAAUGGUAACGUCCUGCUGGUCCAGUUCGUCUCUGACACCAGCGUCACCUCCGACGGCUUCAUGGCCACGUAUCGCAGCAUCCCGCGCGGCUCCAAGAGCCCCACCAGCCCCGAGGAUGCCCUGAGCGGACCCCCCCGCGUGGACGCCCGCCCCCUGCCCCGUCCCCGCCCCCGCCCCAUCGACCGCUCCAACAGGUACGGUGAGGAGGAAGAUGAGGAGCAGUACAGGAAGCCUGAAUCCCCCAGGAGGCCCAUCGUGGUCUACACCCCCACGGAGAGGGAGGUCACGGAUGCCCCCACCACCACAACCACCACCACCGUGCCACCCACACCCAAGCCCAAACCCAGACGGGUGAACCCCAAUCGCAGGAAGAACGGCAAUAGGAGACAACCCAAUGGGAAUGGCAAUGGAAAUGCUAAUGGCAAUGCCAAUGGAAAUGCCAAUGGAAAUGCUAAUGCCAAUGCCAAUGGGAAUGCCAAUGGAAAUGGGAACGCCAAUGGAAAUGGAAACAGCAGACUACCUGUACAGCCAUCUAGACCCAGAGUCAACCUGAACCCUGUGUGUGCUCAGGCCUGUAAGAGAGACGGGACCCUGAAGAGCAGCUUCUGCUCCAGUGACUUUGUCAUCACUGCCAGACUGACCUCCGUGACCCCCCAGGCCGGCGGCUCCGUGCUCAUCACAGGCUCUCUGAUCACGGCCUACAAGCCCGGCAAGCUCGACAUCACACAAGCUGGAGCGGGCAGCACCAUCAAGCUCAUCUCCGCCUGCCAGAAAUGCCCAGUGCUACGCAGAGGUGGCAGUUACAUCCUCAUGGGCAUGAUGGAUGAUGACGGUCGUGGCACGUUGGCACCUGGCAGCUUCACCGCACCUUACAAGCCAGCUCACCACAAGAUCCUACAGAACAUCAACAACCAGCCAUGCUAACCAAUCACCUAGCGUAGACUAGCCAGCCAACAGUACAAACCAGGCUAACCAACCACACUCCAGACCAUCAGCAACCACCCAUGCCAGCCACUCAGAUAGCACUGCCAUAAAAAAAGAGCUGAGACUGAGAUUCCAUGUUUCCCUUAUAAAAAAACUGCCUAUGUUACUGCAGUAUCAAAACUGCAGUUUUUUUUAUUACAAUAGCACUGCAGAUUACUACAUCAUUACUGCAGUGUAUUAUUGCAGCAAAUACUAUAAUACAAUAUUUUGGACACAAAACACUGCAUACUACAACAAUACUGCACUUUACUGCAUUGUACCGCAUAAUGCAAUAUUUUGGACAGGAAAAUAUUGCACCACUGCAGAAAAACUGCAAUUUAGUUUCUUUUGUUAUAAACUGUAGCUAUUGGACUGAAGCUGGUGGAGAGAGAGAGAGAGCGAGAGUAGAGGUCGCCAGAGUAAAAGUAGAAGUAAAAAACCAAAACCUCCCAUAGUUUCCUUCCAACACAAGUAACUUCAACAAGUAACUUGUCUACAGUCACUAUAGAGUGAAGUACCUGAUUCAGCGCUGUAUGGGUAUGGAGUUUUAUUUUAAGGUUUUUAGUGGGUUUUUUUUCAGUAACAGCCAUGUCUAGCCACCUCAUUCUAUACAAUGAAAUAGCUGGUCUAACCGCUAUGUAGUAUAAUGAGCUAGUGUGGUACUUACACCAUUAGUUUACUACUGUACUACUUUUACUUCUGCCACCUCUGAGAGAGAGAGAGUAAACCAGAACAGAAAGUUAAAUGAUUGAAUACGGCUUCAGAUAAGGCACACUUUGCGAUUUACUACUUUAAAACCUUGGGUUAAAAAAAAUUGCAUUCAAAUUACACAUAAAACGAGAGAUGAGGAGUUAAAAUGCCAGAGGCCUCAACUUGCAGCUGGGAUGAUCCACCUCCUGGCUUUAUGAGGUGCAAAUGGUGCGAAUGGACAGCUUAAUACCUUACACAUAGUGGGACUAUAUUUUUUAUUUAACAUUUUUUUAUACCCACAGGGAUGUCACAUAGCCUACUAUACAGUAUUUCUACGUAAAUUAUGAUGUCUUUGAAUAAAAAAACAAACAACUUUUAUACACAAUUUGCUGUCUGGAAUUUUUAUAGCAUGUGUCCGAUUUGUCGACACUUUCCACUCUACUUGAAGGCUCUGUUGCCUGUGUUAGUAGGCCUAUUAAGCCGGAGCAGGCUUUUUUCAGGGUUGAGGAAUGUUCCGGUACAAUACUGCCAACAAAUAUAAUCACUCAGCCACAUCGAGAAUCACAUAUAAUCAUGCUGCGAUGAGGACUAUGAUGAGAGGGCAAAUACUUCUCUGGGUUUCCUGGAGCUUCCAAAUUGCUCAUUUUAUAUCUGUGAAUUUUAGUUUUCCCAUAUGUCACCUUGGGUUCCUUGAAAGAUGCUAUA